Molecule: messenger RNA, 351 nt
Organism: Aspergillus fumigatus Af293
Lineage: Eukaryota; Fungi; Ascomycota; Eurotiomycetes; Eurotiales; Aspergillaceae
Source: RefSeq, a predicted model, not a curated record
AUGGCGGCCCCCCCCCUCCCCAUCAUCGCGGAUGAUGACUCGACCCGUGAUGACGGCCUCCUUGCGCAGGUUGCCCUGGCGCAGCUCUUGGUCGAAUUCCAACAGGCCCAAACAGCGCAGCCACUGGGGGUGAAGGACCGUCGGGUGAAGCAGGUCGAACUGAGCCUUGGUUAUCGGAUGCUGCAAUAUAGGUGGAACACGUCCAGUGAGGGACCGAGUACCGGAGUAUUUCCAAUUCUCUCUCCAUUUUCGAGACCAUAUGGAAAUCUACCAAGAUGCUAUGAUCCAACUUCGCGAGUGCAGCAUUUUACGGGUGAAUCCCAACAACAGCAGUGCUAUCUACUGGACUAA